AUGGGAGGAGGAGGUGAGGGUUCUGUGGACGACGGGACCCACUCCGACGAUGGAGAUGGAGUCAAGGUCAACGUCAACGUCAGAUGCUCCAAUGGCUCCAAGUUCACCGUUCAGAUUAACCUCGAAUCCACCGUUGGAUCGUUCAAGGAAGUUCUCUCAUCAAAAUGCGACAUCCCGGCCGAUCAGCAGCGUCUGAUUUACAAGGGUCGGAUCUUAAGGGACGAUCAAACCGUCCAAAGCUAUGAUGGGUUUUCAUUUCACUGCUGCGAUUGA
Messenger RNA from Prunus armeniaca (apricot), 273 nucleotides. The record is from the annotation of a GenBank genome assembly. Lineage: Eukaryota; Viridiplantae; Streptophyta; Magnoliopsida; Rosales; Rosaceae.